AUACUAAAAAUUUACUAAAAUCCGUUUUGGGCUAAUUCAUCAUGGCCAAAAGUUUAAAGUUAAACAGUGUAGCAUUAACGGGCAGCAAAGAAGACAACCAUUUAUGGAUUAAAAGAACUGCAGCCAGAGCACACCUCAGAGGAGCAGGAUUUAAGGAUGAGGAUUUUACGAAGCCGAUAAUCACUGUUGUAUCUCCUUACAGCAACGCAUUGCCUUGCAAUAAUCACUUUAGGGUUUUAGCUGAUUGGAUUGUUGCUGAAGUGGAAAAGAAAGGAGGCGUGGCCUUCAUUUGCAACACCCCUGUUGUCAGCGACGGAGAAACUAAUGGCUCAAUUGGUAUGAGGUAUUCAUUGAUUUCUAGAGACUGGAUUGCUGACUGUGUUGAGAUAAUGCAUCAAGCGUAUUUCGCGGAUGCAAUCAUUUCUCUUGGAGGCUGUGACAAAACAGUACCUGGAGUUGUCAUGCCUAUUGCUCGUCUUAAUGCCGUGGGUGUUAGUCUAUAUGGAGGGACAAUUCUCCCGGGUAAAUGCCCAGGAAGAGACGUUGCUUGGGAUGCACAGACAUUAAUGGAGGCCAUUGGUUCGUAUGGUGCUGGUAUUAUAGACAUGGAGGAACUACACACCAUUGAGUGUCACGCACUGCCAGGCUCUGGAUCUUGCGGUGGCAUGUUCACGGCUAAUACAAUGAGUUCUGCUAUAGAAGCUCUAGGAAUGGCAUUACCAGGAACAUGCUCCAGUCCAGCUGUAUCUCGGGAUAACGUGGUCACUGAUGAGAAGCAAAGGCAGUGCAGUCAAGUGGUCGACACUGUUUUUAAUUUAUUAACAAAUCGACUGACAGCUAGACAAAUAAUGACAAGAAAAGCUUUUGAAAAUGCCGUUACCAUUAUGUAUGCUCUUGGUGGUUCUACUAAUGGAGUGUUGCAUUUACUUGCGCUGGCACAUGAAGCUGGAGUUGAUUUGAAGAUUGAAGAUUUCAACAUCAUCGGAGAUAGGGUCCCACUUCUAGCUAAUCUAAAACCCCAUGGGAAGUAUCAUAUGUCCGAUCUACAUGACAUUGGUGGACUGCCAAUUGUUCAGAAAGAGUUACUGACAGGUGGUUUGCUUCAUGGAGACUGUAUGACAGUAACUGGGAAGAGUCUUGUCGAGAAUUUAGCAGAGACGCCAUCACUGGCUGACCUAAAACAAGAUGUAGUCCGCCCUUUGAGUAAUCCAUUAGCUCAACCUGGUCAUCACAUCAUAGUAAUGAAGGGUUCUCUAUGUCCAGAGAGUGCUUUAUUUAAGCUAAGUGGAAAGUCAUUUGACAAGCCGUUUACUGGACCUUGUCGAGUCUUUGAUGGCGAAUACAAAGCUUAUGAUGCUAUAAUGGCUGGAGAAAUAAAACCUGGCGACGUUCUAAUCAUCAGAUACGAAGGCCCUAAAGGAAGUCCUGGUAUGCCAGAAAUGCUAAGCCCUGGAGCGGCACUUGUAGGAGCGGGUCUAGGAAAAACCGUUGCUUUGGUAACCGAUGGUCGUUUCAGCGGUGCAUCACACGGUAUAAUGAUUGGUCAUGUGACACCUGAAGCUUACGAUGGAGGGCCAAUAGCUCUGAUAGAAGAGGGGGACACCCUCACCAUUGACAAGAGCAAUAGGAGCAUUAACAUUAAUGUUGCGCCUGAUGUUUUAAGUGAACGUCGUUCUCGUUGGCAACCACCAGCUGGCCCUCUCCCUGGACUACUGGGAAAGUACAGGCGCUGCGUUCAAUCUGCUCACUACGGAGCCGUGACAUGUUGAAUAUGUUUUUUGUAAUUAUAAUUUCUAAGUGAUGCCGUUACAGUUGUGA
This is a messenger RNA of Amphimedon queenslandica, 1818 nucleotides long. RefSeq names its product dihydroxy-acid dehydratase-like. Gene Ontology annotation, biological process: branched-chain amino acid biosynthetic process. The coding region runs from base 42 to 1769 and encodes 575 amino acids. NCBI's taxonomy places the organism in Eukaryota, Metazoa, Porifera, Demospongiae, Haplosclerida, Niphatidae. Gene Ontology annotation, molecular function: dihydroxy-acid dehydratase activity. The transcript has 22 exons. The record is from RefSeq and is a predicted model, not a curated record.